Saccostrea cuccullata (small rock oyster) is the source of this 2605-nucleotide messenger RNA. Its product is annotated as arrestin domain-containing protein 3-like. Bases 249 to 1469 code for a protein of 406 amino acids. Gene Ontology annotation, cellular component: cytoplasm. Gene Ontology annotation, biological process: protein transport. NCBI's taxonomy places the organism in Eukaryota, Metazoa, Mollusca, Bivalvia, Ostreida, Ostreidae. The record is from RefSeq and is a predicted model, not a curated record. The transcript is spliced from 9 exons.
AGAGAUCGAUACAAAUAGCCAAGGCGAGUUCAUCGUUCGUAGAACUGAUUAACAUAGAAGGAAGAUGGUUGGAUGGUGGUGGUUUUUGUGGCUAUGACAGUAUUUAAAUAACUUUACUGGGUUUUCGAAACAAUUAUACGCGAACUGUACUAGCUUUUUCAUUGCGUUGUGUUAGUCGGGUGUGGGAUAUUUAUUUUUUCCCGCAAAAAUGUCAAAUUUGGCGGGGAUUCUGGUUGGUGCAUCGAGAAAUGAAGACAAUCCCCAGUAAAGGCAUGGGGAAACUAAAAUGUUUUGAAAUUCUUUGGACGGAAAAUAAAUCUGUGUUUUACCCGGGAGAGCGGGUAUCGGGAUGCGUAGUGCUGGACUUGAAGAAAGACGUGAAGCUUAGGUCCUUGAGAAUUUUUCUGAGAGGUGUGGCUAAAGUUCACUGGACCGAGUCCAGAAACACGGGCACCAGACUUGGGGCGUACACCGAGCAUUACAAUGCCGAGGUGGAGUACUUCUUCAAAAGACAAGUCUUGUUUGGUGGAGAAGUAACAGAUGGAAGAGAUCAUCUACUAGAAGCCGGUCAUCAUGACUUUAACUUCACUUUUGAUUUACCUAUGAGUGGAAUUUCCACAUCAUUUGAGGGCAAGCAUGGUAACAUUCGAUACUGGGUAAAGGCCGAGAUUGAUAAGCCUUGGUCAUUCAACCAUAAAACCAAGAAAGCCUUCACCGUCAUCAGUCCCAUAGACAUCAACCGUCCAGAGUACAUGAACUUUGUGGAGAGCAAUGUUGAGAAGACGCUAUGUUGCUGGUUUUGUACAUCAGGACCAGUGUCAAUCACCGCACGGACAGACAGACGGGGAUACUGUCCAGGUGAAUCGAUCCAGAUUUUUGCAGAAUUCAGCAAUCAUUCUUCACGGACUGUGACCCCUCAUGCUACUCUCUAUCAGUCUCAAAUCUUCUUUGCCGGCAACAAAUCAAAACUACGGAGGACCAAGUUUUGUACCAUUUCUGGUGCGGCUGUAUACCCUGGUGGAGUGGGCGUCUGGGAGUCUCAGGAGAUAGAAAUACCAGCUGUCUCCCCAACCAUUAGGAACUGCUGUAUCCUCAAAGUCAAGUACUUCAUUGAGGUUUCUCUCCACAUCCCUGGCUCCCAGAACCUGGCUCUACAGCUCCCCAUUGUGAUAGGUACCGUGCCUUACCGCCAGGACCGACACCCACCCACCAGCCUACAGGCCAGGGUACAGCUAGGCGACAUCUCUCUACUGCCAGCACCGCCACCCUACACAGAGAGCAUAGCACCACCACCCUUUGGAGAUCCACCCACGUAUCGUGAGAGUGUAGAGGGAGCAGUCAGUAUACUGGACGAUGAUGAUGACCCUGGUCAGAUGGGCAGUCUGACCUUUACACCUAUGUAUACUUAUGUGUAUGACUACAGAAGACCACCGGCUUAUUCUGAGAAUGACCCCCACCCUGUUUACUGAUCACCACUGGACCAACUCUUAAGUCAAGACAACAUGAAUCUCAUUCACCAGUGCUCUAAAUGAUGUGUACUUUUUAUACUUAUCUUUUACAUGACAUACAAAAUGUCAGAACUCUGAAGGGGAACAUAUAGCAUCUCUUUCCUGAAGAUCACACACAGAGUGCUUCAUUUUAUUUAUUCUUCAUUUUAUUUAUUCUUUGUUUAUUCCAUCUACCAGUAUUGAUAUUGUAAAAAGUUUGGUGCUAAUUUUGUAAGGCUUUGCAUUUAUAGAUUUAUAGUAGUUUUUGUCAGAAUUGAAAUUUAUACUUUUACAAAAAUACUGUAAACCAGCUAGUAUUUGUGACGUCUUAUUUACAACUUUUCAGUUAGGAGUCUUUUUGCAGCAGCUACUAAUUUUUGCAAUAAUGGCAACAUCUACAUGAAAACAAAGGUAAAUAAUUAGUUGGCAAUGAGAAGAAGUCUUAAUUUAAAGAAGGUUGCAAAAUUUGCAGAUAUUUCUUGCUCACAAAGAUAAGUUGGUUUACAGUACUAAUAUUUAAUUUCAUUGAAGUACAUGUGUACUGGUAUAUAAGGCUUGCCUCUUGUUGGAAUUAUUUAUGUUUGUAAAAUUUGUACUGUAUCUGUUAUUGGUAUGUGUUAAAGUAUGUGGAAUGAAUGAACACAUUUAGGCUAUUGAUUUAUGGCCAAAGUAUAAGAUUAAAUUUUACAUUAAGAAUAUAUUACAUGUAUAGGGGAAAAAUCUGCUGAUGAAGAAUGACAGGGCCACUAGUACCUCUGGCAAGUUAUGGUCCAUGGGACUCCAUUAGUACCAAUUAAUUUUCCCUCUUAAUUGGAAAUCGAGGUUGCUUGCGUGUGCCAUUGCCAGUACAGAUGUAUAGCAUAAUGUACAAUUUUGUAUUGUUGAUGUAAAAUCUAGUACAUGUACAGUGUAUAUCCUGUACAAAACCUGUGAAAUAAUUUGUAUUGUUCAUUGUAUAUAUUAAUAUAAUUAUAUUUAUUGUAAAGGCUAUUGAUAUUAUAUCUAUUACAAGGUUUAUCAGAUAAUUAAAAUGAAGGUACACAAUUCUGUGUGACAUUGACAAAAUUAUAAAUGUAAAGCAUGUGUAGUAAUAAACUGAAUUAAGUGUUAGAACUGUU